Acytostelium subglobosum LB1 is the source of this 1047-nucleotide messenger RNA. RefSeq lists its product as hypothetical. The transcript has a single exon. Gene Ontology annotation, cellular component: cytoplasm; nucleus. Bases 1 to 1047 code for a protein of 348 amino acids. Lineage: Eukaryota; Evosea; Eumycetozoa; Acytosteliales; Acytosteliaceae. Gene Ontology annotation, biological process: negative regulation of mitotic cell cycle; negative regulation of cell population proliferation. The record is from RefSeq and is a predicted model, not a curated record.
AUGUCACCAAGUUCAGACUCUAAUGAUGCUGGUGAGGUGGCCGUCAGUGAACCAACGACGGCAAGCGAAUUGGCAACGGCCACCUCAACAGUGUCAGCGUCCGCUCUGUCCUCAUCGGGAUUGCAGAGUAAACCUUUGUCAAUCCCCUCGCCAUUGGGCGGUGCAGGAAGCAGCAGCAACAACAUCAGUAGCAUCGGAAGCAACAGCAGUAGCAGUGGCAGUAGCAAUGGUGGCAGCCUAAACUCAUCGUCUGGCGCGCCAAACCCUUCUACCUCCCCACCACUGUCGGAUAUUGAACAAUAUCUCACUGCCUACAACACUGAUCUUCCCGAGUUGGUGGUGGCCGCCUGUUGGUGGGCCGACUCACUCGGUAAACUCAAUGGAAACAUACCAAAGGAGAACAUACGUCGCUUCCGAAAGGAGCUGAUCGUCGGACUCCGAGACCGCACCAAGGGUCAUUGGUAUCCGGACGCGCCCGAGCGAGGACAGGGCUACCGCGCUGUCAUCUGCGAGGAAACCACCGAUCGCCUGUUGAUCGACGCCGCCAAGCGAUCGGACAUACACGGCGACUUUAGAACGUUCUUUAAGCAGAACACCACAAUGUGGAUUGACCCUGGCAAUGUAACAUACCGACAUGGAAAGCACUAUGAGAAGACACUGUACCCUUUCAACAGCGCCAUUAGCAGCAAUGUCAACAGCAACAGUAAUAUAAGCGCUGGCAGUGGCACCGGCAACACCCUUGGAGGGAGCGCUGGCAGCCUGCUGACCGGCCACAGCACACCGUCGUCAACCACACAGCACCGCACCAAGAGCUCGUCACCAUCACUGUCGUCGCUCGCACCCAUCUUUUCACCGUCUUCUCCCUCUGUAUAUCAACAACUCUUCAAUUCACCUCCUGCCUCACCUGCCGCAGUCACCAAGGACCAACAGGCCCCCAACAUUGUAUAUUCUUCCAAUGCCGCAGCAUCAGUGGCCGUAGCCUAUAGCAACGCCGCUGUCUUUAGCAACAGGAAUCCAAUAAAAGUGUACCAACCAUACCAUUCGUAA